UACCAUUUUCAACAAGCACAAUAUUCAGUGAAUAUACCAACACCUCUUAUAGUUAUCACAAUCCCUAAAUCUCUGAUUAAUUUUAGUUUUUUCAACUUCAUUUAUCAGGAAAAUAUUUAAUUUACAGUGUCCGUGUUUCCAAUUGUAUUAUACAUUUUUAUCCUCAUAAUGGCUCUGUAUUUAAGAAGUAUUCAAGGAUUAUACAUAGCAAGACAAACAAUGUCUUUCAAAACUCCAAUAAUACAUCGUAUGAUUACCAUGCAAGUAAAAAGUGCUCAAGAAGUUGAAUACAAAGUUGGAGAGACUCACGAUGAGAAAAAUUUCAGGCUUCAUAGACCUAUGUCUCCUCACUUGACCAUUUAUAAGCCUCAAUUAACUAGCAUACUAUCUAUUACACAUCGUGGGACUGGUGUUGCGUUGAGUAGUAUUACUGCCGGAUUAGGAGCAUUGUUUAUUUUCACGGAUGUGUCAACAUUUGUAGAAUUUGUCCAUAGCCUACAACUACCAUCAGCAGCUAUCAUGUCUGCCAAAGCAUUAGUGGCUUAUCCAUUCUUCUAUCAUUUGUGUAAUGGUAUUAGACAUUUGAUAUGGGAUGCUGGUAAAUGUUUGACCAUAAAACAAGUAUAUUCAACUGGUUAUGGUGUGAUUGCUGGUAGCAUCAUUUUGACAAUAAUUUCUCUAGCCUAUAGUACUUAAAAUGAAAAUAUUUUAUGUUAUUCAGUUAUUUCAAAGUAUAAAAUAUUCAUUUAAUAGCAAAA
Molecule: messenger RNA, 758 nt
Organism: Sipha flava (yellow sugarcane aphid)
Lineage: Eukaryota; Metazoa; Arthropoda; Insecta; Hemiptera; Aphididae
Product: succinate dehydrogenase cytochrome b556 subunit-like
Exons: 5
Coding region: 169-696 (175 amino acids)
Biological process (GO): mitochondrial electron transport, succinate to ubiquinone; tricarboxylic acid cycle
Cellular component (GO): membrane
Molecular function (GO): electron transfer activity; succinate dehydrogenase activity
Source: RefSeq, a predicted model, not a curated record